CUUUUAUUUUUAUAUAUUUUGAGGCGCCGAGAUUAUUUUUACACCCUUUUUUCUACCCUCCCCCUUUAUUUUCUUCUUAUACUAUACAUGAACAAUCUCACUGAAUUUGUCAAAUCAACACCUAUUCAAGCAGCCAUUGAUUUGGUUCAACGGGCGCCUGCCAUUCAGAAAUUAGUAGAUGUCUAUUCUCACUCCUCAAGAAACGAAGUGGCUGUGAUGAGUGCCAUUUCUUUCUUUACGCUUUAUCGUUUAAUUGGAUUUCUCAAGUCUGCUACUGAAAAGCGCAAUUUGCCUCCCAAAGUCCCUUUUAGUUUACCCAUUGUUGGCCAUACGCUAUUUGUGAUGCUUUGGCCAAACCAAUUUCUCGACUGGUGUAACGAUAAAUAUGGCGAAAUAUAUCGUCUUGACUAUCUUGGUAAAACAGUCACAGUUACUAAUGGCAAGUGUGCUGAGCAAAGUUUGAAAGCCGAUUCAUCCGAAUUAUCCAUUGAACAUGGUAUUCUUCGAGAGGUCCUUCAUUUCCAUUAUGUAUUUGACAGAAAGACGAUGGAUAUUGGCUUUCAUGUCAAUCCCAUUAUUAUCAAAAAUAUUUUGGCUAGUCAUAAAAUGCCUCGUUAUAUUCCUGACAUUCAACGCGGCCUUGAGCGUGCUGUCGAAAAGAAACUCAGUCAAGACAAACCCACUAUUGUCACUGAACCCAGUCUGUUCCUUCAACAUUUUGUAGCCUACAUGAGUAUUCCUACUUUACUCGGCAAAGAACUUGUAGAAAACCCUGAAGUGAUCAAGACAUUUGCUGAAUUUACAGGUGAUAUUAGUAACAAUGUCGGUAUCUUUUUGGCUGUCCCUACAUGUCUUCAUCGUUUCAUUUUGCCUUAUUUACAAUCUGUUCGCAAACAUCACCAAGUUAUGUAUAAGUAUGUUGUGCCUGUGAUCCUUGCUCGUCGUGAAAAAAUGAAACAAGCCGAAGAAGCUGGUGAAGAUGCUAAUAUGGACGUCAAUUUCUUACAAGGUUUAAUAGAACAUCGAUAUACUUCAAAAGACGGUACUGCAGAAACAUUUACUAAUAAUGAAAUUGCAAAUGCUGUCUUAUUGAUUGCCUUUGCUUCUGUUCAUACCACUUCCAUGAAUUUGAGUUUCUGUCUCUAUUAUCUCUUGAACCGCCCUGAUCUUAUGGAACAAAUGGUAGAAGAAAUCCAACGUGUGAUUCCUGACGAUAGACCCAUAGACGAAAAGGUCUUGAGCGAAAUGAAGUUUUUGAACAACCUCAUCCGUGAAGUACUCAAACAAGGUGCCGAUAAGUUGGCUUUUGCCAAAAAGGCUAUGCAAGACUUUGUGUUCCAUAAUGGUUACAUUGCACCUGAGGGACAAAGUGUGUAUACCAAUCUGCGUCAAUUGAACUUUGGUAAUAAUGUCACUCGUGCCCAGCCAGAAGAUAUGGAUCCUCGUAUGUCUAUGGAUAAGACAGCUACUGCACCUAGUAAAGACUUUGUCCCUUUUGGUAUGGGCAAGCAUUUGUGUCCAGGUCGCUUUUUUGCUGUACAAGAAAUUCAACUCUCAUUGAUUCAUUUGCUCAAACACUUUGAUAUCAAGACAAAGAGCGGCAAGCCUCCUAUGCCUAUUCGAUACCUUGCAGGCGCCAUUGCCGCUCCCAACAAUGAUCCCUUGAUCUUUACUCCUAGAAAACUUAUUUAAAUGCCCCAUUUGGGUUUAUUUGCAGGAAUUGCAACCAGAU
This is a messenger RNA of Gilbertella persicaria, 1732 nucleotides long. Its product is annotated as cytochrome P450. Gene Ontology annotation, molecular function: heme binding; oxidoreductase activity, acting on paired donors, with incorporation or reduction of molecular oxygen; iron ion binding. NCBI's taxonomy places the organism in Eukaryota, Fungi, Mucoromycota, Mucoromycetes, Mucorales, Choanephoraceae. The transcript is spliced from 3 exons. The record is from RefSeq and is a predicted model, not a curated record. The coding region runs from base 88 to 1692 and encodes 534 amino acids.